UGGCCCUGCUGCUUGCCAGCUCUGUGUUGUGGCAAGUUACUUCCCCUACUCAUAUUUCUUGGUUUCCUCAUCUGCUGCCUAUCCAGACUUCUGCGAGACAUUGCAUGUGACAGUUGGUGGCACAGAAGCUGCCUAGGAGCAGGGGUGGCUCCAGGAGUGGGAAUUUGCUUCAGCACUUCAUGGAACACAAGUGGGGCACUCGCUGACUCCUGGCCUCUCUGAACAUAGGACAUCUGGUUGGGCAGCUAUGGAGUGGGACAAUGGCACAGGCCAGGCUCUGAGCUUGCCACCCACCACCUGUGUCUACCGUGAGAACUUCAAGCGACUGCUGUUGGUGCCUGUGUAUUCGGUGGUGCUGGUGGCUGGUCUGCUGCUGAACGUCUGCGUCAUUGCCCAGAUCUACACGUCCCGCCGGGCCCUGACCCGCUCGGCCGUGUACACCCUAAACCUGGCCCUGGCUGACCUGCUGUAUGCCUGCUCCCUGCCCCUGCUCAUCUACAACUAUGCCCAGGGUGACCACUGGCCCUUCGGCGACCUUGCCUGCCGCCUGGUGCGCUUUCUCUUCUACGCCAACCUGCACGGCAGCAUCCUCUUCCUCACCUGCAUCAGCUUCCAGCGCUACCUGGGCAUCUGCCACCCGCUGGCCCCCUGGCACAAGCGUGGGGGCCGCCGGGCUGCCUGGCUAGUGUGUGCAGCCGUGUGGCUGGCUGUGACAGCCCAGUGCCUGCCCACGGCUAUCUUCGCCGCCACGGGCAUGCAGCGUAACCGCACGGUCUGCUAUGACUUGAGCCCACCCGCCCUGGCCACCCGCUACUUGCCCUACGGCAUGGCCCUCACGGUCAUCGGUUUCCUGCUGCCUUUUGUCGCACUGCUGGCCUGCUACGGUUGCCUGGCUCGCCGCCUGUGCCGCCAGGACGGCCCAGCGGGGCCUGUGGCCCAGGAGCGGCGUGGCAAGGCGGCCCGCGUGGCUGUGGUGGUGGCCGCCGUCUUUGCCAUCAGCUUCCUGCCUUUCCACGUCACCAAGACAGCCUACCUGGCAGUGCGCUCCACGCCGGGCGUCUCCUGCCCUGUGCUGGAGGCCUUUGCGGCCGCCUACAAGGGCACACGGCCCUUUGCCAGCGCCAACAGCGUGCUGGAUCCCAUCCUCUUCUACUUCACCCAGAAGAAGUUCCGCCAGCGGCCACACGCACUCAUACAGAAGCUCACCGCCAAGUGGCAGAGGAGGGGCCGCUGAGUUCGCCAGGGCGGGACACUCAGGGCCCAGGUGGCUAUCGCGUCUGCUGUCAUGACCAGGGCAUAGGCAGUCCCCCCAAUCGCAAACCAUAUGGAGAAUCAGAGCUCAGCAAAGCUGAGCAUGGAGUGCGGUCCCAGAAGUCCACCAACAAUUAUUUAUUGAGCCAUUUCUCUGGACCAAACCCUGAGGGCACAGAGACGGACAGGUCUGGGCCUUCUCUUGAGAACCAGUCAGCCAUGGAGAGUUGGGGAAACUGAGUUAAGCUGCUCACAAAAAUAUAGGGUGACAUGUACUGUCA
Messenger RNA from Carlito syrichta (Philippine tarsier), 1532 nucleotides. It is a transcript of the gene P2RY6, whose product is annotated as pyrimidinergic receptor P2Y6. NCBI's taxonomy places the organism in Eukaryota, Metazoa, Chordata, Mammalia, Primates, Tarsiidae. Gene Ontology annotation, molecular function: G protein-coupled UDP receptor activity; G protein-coupled UTP receptor activity; G protein-coupled ADP receptor activity. Gene Ontology annotation, biological process: cellular response to pyrimidine ribonucleotide; G protein-coupled receptor signaling pathway. The transcript is spliced from 2 exons. The coding region runs from base 248 to 1234 and encodes 328 amino acids. Gene Ontology annotation, cellular component: plasma membrane. The record is from RefSeq and is a predicted model, not a curated record.